Molecule: messenger RNA, 2693 nt
Organism: Eupeodes corollae
Lineage: Eukaryota; Metazoa; Arthropoda; Insecta; Diptera; Syrphidae
Product: solute carrier family 35 member C2
Exons: 4
Coding region: 402-1694 (430 amino acids)
Biological process (GO): UDP-glucose transmembrane transport
Cellular component (GO): cis-Golgi network; endoplasmic reticulum-Golgi intermediate compartment; Golgi apparatus
Molecular function (GO): antiporter activity
Source: RefSeq, a predicted model, not a curated record
AUGUCAACGUCAGCCGCACUGCGUAGCAAAACAAAUUCCCAAUCCCAAAACGAAAAACUUCGCAGGCGCAUAUCGACGACCAUACAAAAUUCUCCCUCAAAAAAGAAGAUUGCUUGCGAAAAAACUGCCAACAAAAUAUUCCACCAUCGAACUUAAAUAAUUCAAGAUCUACGUCUACAGAAACCAAGAACAACAAAAACCUACAAAAAACGAAAACAUUCCAUAUGGAAUGCAGCAAGGUGUAAAAUUUCUAAAUUUAAGAACCUACAUCCGAUACCCCCGUUCGAAACAAAGACUGAUUGUUAAACAUUCCAUUUUACACGCAAAACAAGUAAGUCGGAAAAGGUACAAGCCCCCUUAACUGUUGCACCAGUUCCACCUGCUUUCAACAGAGGAAAGUCAUGUCUGCGUCGCGCUAUGAACGCUUGAGCACAAAUUCAAAAGGUGAACUCUUCCAGAAUGAUGAAGAAAACGAAUUGGACUACGACCAUCAUCACCAUCGACUAGAGGCGGACACACAGAAUGCCGCAAGUUCAAAGUUAAUGCAGAUGGCAGUGGGCACAUUGGCCAUCAUCUGUCUCUACCUCUCGCUGUCCAUUAGCUUGACUUUCUAUCAAGGAUGGCUCAUAAAGCAUUUAAAGUUCCCCCUAUCGAUAGUUUCGUACCAUCUGGUUGUGAAAUACAUGAUGUCGGCGUGUCUGCGCAGUCUCAUGCCUCUGGUCAAUGGCAACACACGAGUACAGCUCGACUGCAAGACGUCGGUUCGUAAGAUGGCUCCAACAGGUAUAGCGAGCGGCAUAGACAUUGGCUUCUCCAGCUGGGGUCUGGAACUGGUCAAGAUCUCACUCUACACCAUGACCAAGUCCUCGACCAUCAUCUUUAUUUUGAUCUUCGCUAUCAUUCUUGGCCUGGAGAAGAAAAGCUGGGCGCUAAUGGGCAUUGUAGUGAUGAUUGCCUCUGGCCUCUUCAUGUUCACCUACAAAUCGACUCAAUUCGACGCCUUAGGGUUCACUUUCUUGCUCGUGGCAUCUUUGAGCAGUGGAAUCCGCUGGACUUUCGCACAGUUUGUGAUGCAAAAAUCCAAACUAGGACUUCACAAUCCGGUGGAUAUGAUCUAUCAUAUGCAACCAUGGAUGAUUCUUUCGGUUGUUCCAUUUACCAUUGCAUUUGAAGGUGAACGUCUUUUAAAUGUUGUUGAUCGACUUCCGACCUAUCCCACCUCGGACAUCGUGCUUUUGGUGUCGAAAAUAAGUGCUGGAGCUGUUUUGGCAUUCUUCAUGGAACUAAGUGAAUUCCUGGUUCUGUCGAGAACCUCCAGUUUAACCCUAUCGAUUUCAGGAAUCUUUAAGGACAUUUGCCAAUUGGCGCUUGCAGUAGAACUCAAUGGUGACCAGUUGUCUCUGAUGAACGUGCUUGGCUUGGUUGUUUGUUUGGGAGGCAUUUGUUGCCAUGUCAUCCAUAAAUAUUCCACCUUAACUUUUCAAAAACCCGAAGAAAUUAUUUUCGAAGAUACUUCUAACGGUAACAUGCGUGAUAAUUUAACACAUUCAGUUGUCUUGCAUAGUACAUCUGGCCAAAAAAUUCCCCUCCUAGAGAAUACCGAUUCCGAUGAUGAGUCUCACGAUCAGGACGAUCAAAAUGCAUCUGAAGUGAUAUUUGAUGUUCUUAAACGAAGAGAUUCAUCUCGAAGAUAGUUUAAUCAAAAAUUUUAAAUGAGUUAAAUUAACAUUUGUGCUAAAGCAUUUAAUUUAUAUAACAAACAAAAAAUAAAUAAUAAAUCUACCGAGUUGAAAAAUAACCCUCGAAAUGCUGUGAUCAGAUAAAAUUUAUUUCUUAAAAUCGGGACUAUCUGUGAAAAAGCACAAACUUACACUAAAAAAAUUAAAAAAAAAAACAAACAAAAAUCACAAAAUUUUGUGCCAUUUGAUCCAGGCAAAAUCUGAAUUUCAAAAGAAAAACUGUCCUAGCUUAUUUUGUUCUAAGAAAGAUAUAUGUAUGUGUAUUAUUGGCUGGCAGGAUAAAAGAUAAUUUAUUCAGAGCUUUAACAAACGAGUAUUUAUAAAAUUUCCAUUGUAAAUGUUGUUACCUACCUUAAUUUUUGUAUAAAAACAAAAAGAGAAAAACUAUCAAAAUAAUGCUACACGUCAUGUAUACAAAAUAAUAACAAUUUUCAAAAUACCUACGCGUCGUCGUGUCGUGUGCCGUUAUAACUAGCGAAUUUAGAAUCACAUUAACACAUAAAUAUUUUACCUAAUUUAAGUUCAAAUAACAAAAUAUCCUAACAUUUAAAGAAAAUUGUAAAAUAAAAUUGUUUAUAUAUUUUUAAGAAACGAAAAAAGACAUAAAGUAUGUGUGUAGAAGAAUUGCACGAUCCUAAAUUUUAUAAUUUUUAUAUUUUUUUUUGUUGAAUUAAUUUUUUGUUAUAAUUUUUUAUUUAUCAAUUGAAACUUUAGUUUGUUCACAAAAAUUAAAUCAAAUUAUACUUUUGUUUCAAAUUAAUUUAAAUUAUUUUAUUUACAUAAUUUUAUGGAGAAGCAAGUUUUUGCAGACAAAAAUGAAUUGGAGAAACAAAUUUUCUAUAAAAUCUCAACAUAAACAAAUUGUUUUUAAGUUAUUUAAAGCAUUUAAUAGGAUAAUUUUUGUAUUCAUUACUUUUUUAGUAUUUCUAAAUAAAUUUGUGAAUUAUAUAUCAA